Molecule: messenger RNA, 642 nt
Organism: Uranotaenia lowii
Lineage: Eukaryota; Metazoa; Arthropoda; Insecta; Diptera; Culicidae
Exons: 2
Coding region: 30-578 (182 amino acids)
Source: RefSeq, a predicted model, not a curated record
GGUUCUGCUUUCCGAGGUAAAGUCUCACGAUGAAGUUCGUCCUGUAUUCCGGUUUGUGUCUCGUCUUUGCCUCAGUGACUUUGGCCGCUGUUUCCAAGCCACAGGUUGCUCAACUCGAGGCGACGUUCAAGGCCUUCGAAAGCUGUGGCUUCAAGCUGAGUACUGCCUUGGACAGCAAUGAGAAGCUUAUUCAGAAACUAGCUGGUCCAAAAGGGGCCAAGUUGUUUGCUGAAAUCAGUGAAACCAUUGUUGUUCUGAAUGAAACGAUUUACGGUGCAUGGGAUCAGCUUGUGGCGGUAGCUACUGACGCUCAGGCUAUCGCAAUCGGAACGAACGUUAAAACCAUUUCGGAUGCCACCUGUAAGCUUUACACCGAUGCAGCCGCCGCUAUUAAGGCUAAGUCGCUGGCUAACUUCAAGUCGGCUGUGGCGCUCUACGUCAAGUCUUCGAGCCUUGCUUCGCGUACACUGAUCAACGUUUUGAAUGGGAUGAAAAAUGUUGACGCCAAGAAUGUCAGUGAUGAGGUCCUGGAACUGGUCAACAUUGCCAGCAAACUGAAGAAUGCGUUGGGCGUUUAAAGAUAUCAACUAUGAUUUAAAGUUUAAAAAAAAACAAUGCUUCAAUAAAAUUUCUUUGUCCAAA